Messenger RNA from Lemur catta (Ring-tailed lemur), 1020 nucleotides. RefSeq names its product leucine rich repeat containing 55 (gene LRRC55). Bases 85 to 1020 code for a protein of 311 amino acids. Gene Ontology annotation, molecular function: potassium channel activator activity; transmembrane transporter binding; voltage-gated potassium channel activity. The transcript is spliced from 2 exons. Gene Ontology annotation, cellular component: voltage-gated potassium channel complex. The record is from RefSeq and is a predicted model, not a curated record. Lineage: Eukaryota; Metazoa; Chordata; Mammalia; Primates; Lemuridae.
GGAAGCCCCACCCUCAAGAGCUCUGGCCCCUGAUGUAGCUGCCUUCCUGUGUCACUGGCUCUUGAUUCCAUAAACACAGGCCCCAUGGGCUCCCUUCAGCACUGCUGCUGCCAGCUGCCUAAGAUGGGUGACACCUGGGCACAGCUUCCCUGGCCCGGGCCUCCCCACCCAGCCGUGCUGCUGAUCUCCCUCCUCUUGGCGGCCGGGGUGAUGCCGUUGGAUGCUGGCACCAGCUGCCCCGUCCUCUGCACGUGCCGUAACCAGGUGGUGGACUGCAGCAGCCAGCGGCUGUUCUCUGUGCCCCCAGACCUGCCGAUGGACACCCGUAACCUCAGCCUGGCCCACAACCGCAUCGCGGCCGUGCCACCCGGCUACCUCACAUGCUACAUGGAGCUCCGGGUGCUGGAUUUGCGCAACAACUCCUUGAUGGAGCUGCCCCCGGGCCUCUUCCUCCAUGCCAAGCGCUUGGCACACCUGGAUCUGAGCUACAACAACCUCAGCCACGUGCCGGCCGACAUGUUCCAGGAGGCCCACGGGCUCGUGCACAUCGACCUGAGCCACAACCCGUGGCUGCGGAGGGUGCACCCCCAGGCCUUCCAGGGCCUCGUGCAGCUCCGAGACCUGGACCUCAGCUUCGGGGGCCUGGCCUUCCUCAGCCUCGAGGCCCUUGAGGGCCUGCCAGGGCUGGUGACCCUGCAGAUCGGGGGCAACCCCUGGGUAUGCGGCUGCACCAUGGAGCCUCUGCUGAAGUGGCUGCGGAACCGGAUCCAGCGCUGCACAGCGGACUCUCAGCUGGCUGAGUGCCGGGGUCCCCCCGAAGUCGAGGGUGCCCCGCUCUUCUCACUCACCGAGGAGAGCUUCAAGGCCUGCCACCUGACCCUGAGCCUGGACGAUUACCUCUUCAUCGCGUUCGUGGGCUUCGUGGUCUCCAUCGCCUCCGUGGCCACCAACUUCCUCCUGGGCAUCACAGCCAACUGCUGCCACCGUUGGAGCAAGGCCAGCGAAGAGGAAGAGAUCUGA